AUGGAAGACUCGAUGCAGACUCGAGGCGACGACGACCUGUUCGACGACGAGAUCAUGCCGAUCACUCCAGCGCAGGAGCUCGAACAAGGUCAACAAUCACAGCAGCAGGAGCACAACGAACUAGCAGAGCAGGUCCAAAGACUAAACAUGCAACAGAACGACCGUGGACGAGGACGUGGAAGAGGACGCGGACGAGGCUGGCAGAGAGGUCAUGGCCCCGUACAGAUACAACAUUUUAUUUCAAGAAAUGAGACACCGUCGCAUUCCGAAGCAGCUUCUGGCUCAAAUUCACAACAGAGACAAAGACCUCAACAUUCACAGGGUCUGGGUGCAUCGAAGUUUGCGCCCAAACCCGCUGUAGCAGAACAGAUACAAUCGCAGCCCGAGCCUCAAGCAGAACAGCCUGAGUCUCAGCAGGACAACCAAGAUCAGAUUCAACAAGACACAAGCACCAUUCAGACAGAACACACCUCAGCCAAUUCACCACUCAACGCUCCCACAGGCCCGUCUUCCAAAGCUUUACCUCAGAAACCACCUGCCGUCCGUGGCGAUCGCACAAACACAGGCGGCCUCAAGAAACCCAAACUCACCGAAGCCGAACUCUCCGCAAAACUAUCAGCAGCAAAAGAAAGAUCGCAGGCCCUCUCAGCAAAACACGCCCUAGCUCAAGCCGAUGCUGCCGAGUUCGAGGAAAGAGAACGAAUUGCCAAGCAGAAGAGAGCAGAAGAGGAGAAACAGACACGACAACUAGGUCAAGAAAGAGAGAAGAAUCGUGUAAGAAAACUAAACGCUGGCGCCGGCAGGGAGUGGGAUGCUGAGAAGAGAGAAGAAGAUUUCAGAGCGCCGAGAUAUGGAGAUCGGACGAGGAGGGCUGGACAACCUGAAGAACAGCAGGAUAUGAGCCUGUAUGAGUGGCAGGAUCCUAGUGAGAGAGGUUAUGGAUACAACAGAGGGAGAGGAAGGGGUCGAGGAUCUGGAAGAGGCAGAGGUGGACGAGGGAGAGGAGAUACAGAUCGAGAGUUGUUUCCGGAGAAGACACCAGACGUCAAGGCUGUCGAUGACUUUCCCGCAUUACCUACGAAACCAAAAGGACCUGAUCAGCCUGUUCUGCCACGAAAAGAUUCGGAGCAGAUAGCUGGCUCAAGUUGGGCCGAUCAGAUGGCAAGCUAA
Molecule: messenger RNA, 1170 nt
Organism: Lithohypha guttulata
Lineage: Eukaryota; Fungi; Ascomycota; Eurotiomycetes; Chaetothyriales; Trichomeriaceae
Exons: 1
Coding region: 1-1170 (389 amino acids)
Source: RefSeq, a predicted model, not a curated record